Molecule: messenger RNA, 2491 nt
Organism: Hypoxylon trugodes
Lineage: Eukaryota; Fungi; Ascomycota; Sordariomycetes; Xylariales; Hypoxylaceae
Exons: 5
Coding region: 262-2274 (670 amino acids)
Biological process (GO): regulation of DNA-templated transcription
Cellular component (GO): nucleus
Molecular function (GO): DNA-binding transcription factor activity, RNA polymerase II-specific; transcription cis-regulatory region binding; zinc ion binding
Source: RefSeq, a predicted model, not a curated record
GUACUGUUAAGACUCUGGCUCUUUGCUUCUUAGGUACGGAAAUCGUUUUUCGUCUCAUGCCGCAACACCUGUUUCCCCACCGCCGCCGACCGGGCUUUAAUUCGUGAUACCAUCCAUCCCUACCUGUCUAGCCUACCAUAGGUGGUAGUACCGUACCAUAAUCGCCUAUUGCCCUAUCCACUUACUCGGGGUUCAGCCCAGAUAAUCUAUAGGUUACGGUUACCUGGGGAUAGAUAACUAGAUAAUCCAGAUAAUCGCCAGAUGGACCUCGAUCCGACUGGUUCGAGUCCGGGAGUAGUACCCGGAUCCCGAAAGUCCGUUCCGUACGGUCAAGCAUGCACCAAUUGUUCCAAGGCGAAAUGCAAGUGCAUUAGCCGCGGCGGCGGCGGCGCCGUGUGCGAACGAUGCCAACGGCUUGGCAAGGAAUGCAUUCCGUCUGUUAGUGUCCGCAAGCGCGCUAUUAGACGUCCGGCUGCCGAGAGAACCGCCCAUCUAGAGGAAAAACUCGAUGAUCUGGUUUCGAUACUCCGGGCCCAGGCUGCCGGUAGUGGUUCACCAGCAUCUGUGGCCGCUUUUCGGGCCGCUGCUGCUAAUGGUGACCUACCUGGUGGCCCUGAUGUUAAUGCCGCUGCUGCUGCACUGGAGUUGGACCCAAAUAUCAGUGUGGUACAAGGGAUCCCCAAGAUAGCUUCUGGCAGUCAUCCGUUACCUAUGUGCCCUCCCCCCGCCGAGGCUGCACUUUGCGAAAGGUACCCCACUGCGGCCUCAUACCCUACUCCGUCGUCGGUCGCCUCAUCUCAGGAAAGUAGUGUCUCUCCAGCCGAGGCAGAAGAAAUUCUCCGGUCGUUCCGAGAUCAGUACAUCGAGUUCUUCCCUUUCGUAUACAUACCACCCGAGACAACAGCCGCACAAUUACAACAAUCAAGGCCCUUCUUAUGGUUGAAUAUAGUGGCGGUAUGCUGCAAAAAUCAACAAAGAAAGCUGGCCCUCGGUCACAAAAUCAGAGAACAUCUAGCCCAGAGGAUGUUGAUAGACCUAGAUCGAAAUAUCGAUUUACUACUAGGACUACUCGCUUAUCUUGGAUGGGCAAUGCACCACUUCAAUGGCAAGCCAUACAUCAAUGCCUGUGCGGGUCUAGCGCUUUCCGUAGUCACGGAUCUUCGUCUCGAUAAAGCACCACAAGAAAAUUAUUAUAAAGAACUUCAUUGCUUCAAACCAUCUUAUCCUUACCCUAAGAUACCAUUCUCAUCAACUCGCUCGAAUGAGGAAAGGAGGGCUACCUUAGCCUGUUUUAUUAUUGUUACUAGUAUCUCGAACUUCUUAAGGACCCAGACAAUGCGAUGGACUGCCCAUAUGGAAGAUUCCCUUCAAAAGUUAGCUUCAAGACCAGAGUCUCCACAAGACGAGGUUCUUGUAGCGAUGGUAAAGGCAUACAAGGUCCAAGAAGAAGUUGCGCAGAUUACUUGGCGGACGGUUGAGCCUCCUGGAAACCCCAUGUCGCUUAAGGCGCCGCCGGCUAUAUACGUUAAAGCACUACGUGCGAAUUUAGAAGCGAUUAAAAAAGAUCUGCCACCGUCGCUACAAGAUAAUAAGGUGGUCACUUCACACAUUUACGCCGCAGAACUAUCGAUCGCCGAUAUGUCCCUCUGGCACGUCAGCCCCUGGCUCACCACAAACCCUGCGAAACCUGCGACUAUCGGUUCAACCGGGUGCAGUGGUAUCGAUCUAGGCAAACUAGACGCAUACUACACCAGUCUGCAAGCCAGCAAGGCCUGUCUCGAGAACUUCAUGUCCUUCCGACCCGACCAAGUGAUGUGCUUUUCCUUCUUCCCGACACUUCAUUUCGGCCGAUCGGCACAGACCUUAUACCGACUGAUGGUGGUGGACGAUCCGGAGUGGGACCGCAACAUUGUGAAAAAUAGCAUCGAUUUGAUGGCGGUUAUGGAGCGGACGGCGAAUCAAUACGCUCAGGUAGCGUCUGCGUGUGGGUUGGAGGUUAGCGAUGACCCUGAGUUUACGGAUUACUUCACGAAAGCGUCGAAUGCGUUACGAGCUACUAUUGUGGCAUGGGGCGCUACGCUUGAGCAAACGGGCCUUGGAUCCGGAACAGGAACGGGACCAAGCGCGGGUGUUGCAGCAGGGCCGAGAGCAGCUUCUACAACGGUCGAUCAGAUGCCCCAGGAACCAGUUGUCCCUGAGUUCAUGAGUAUGGAUUGGUUAGAGGACCCAUGGUUGACGGAUAUGCUGCAAUCUUGGGAGGGGAAUGGGAAUUGAUUUAGCAUCGUCAUCGUCAUUAUCGUCAUAUAAAGCGCGGCUCAAUCUGACGCUGGUUCUAGGUAGCUGUUUGGCUACGGCGUCUUUGUACUAUAGGAUACCCAAUUUUGGCGUCUCGGUUGGAUUGAGUAGAGGGGAGAGAAACAUGCAUGGGAAUAGCAUCAUUCAUUCUUUCGGGGCGAUACAAAAUCAAUUUCAAUUCAAUGUAAUAUUCUGA